Messenger RNA from Nerophis lumbriciformis (worm pipefish), 902 nucleotides. It is a transcript of the gene tex36, whose product is annotated as testis expressed 36. NCBI's taxonomy places the organism in Eukaryota, Metazoa, Chordata, Actinopteri, Syngnathiformes, Syngnathidae. The record is from RefSeq and is a predicted model, not a curated record.
UUGGCGAAUUUUUUUGCUUUUAACAAACACAUCCCUUCUUCAGCACAUUGCCAUAGUUACCAGGGCUUUGCUGAGCUGUAAAGCCCGGGUGGUGUGUGUGCCAAUGUCUGCGUGUUUUGGUAAAACCCAGGAGGCCGAAAUGUCUGCCAAAAUGAUCAAAAGGGGAAAGCGGCAUUAUUCUCCUAAGGGCAACGACGCCAAAUGGUUUCCUCACCCAGAUGUGCCGCAGACCGAGGGCAGGAAUCGCGAGCUGUCCACCAGCACCGGGCUCAUGCUGACCCAAGUGACCGACUCGCUGCCACAGGCCUUCGACUUUGAACGCUUUCCCAAACUGAGGAUGGAGCACAAAACCAGGACAUAUCCAGUGUCAGACAUCAACAACAGGCUUUCCCUCCACGAAAAUAUCAUCGUUUUCGACGAUGUGAGUACGAAACCGUGCGUUUUGUGUUUCGCUUCACGCUUUAAAAGCCGACGUUUUGCCACGUGGUCUUGCCAGGGCGCGGGACGCAGAAAGUGUCCCCAGGACGCCAGCAUGCACAGAUCCCACUUCUGCCUGUGCCACGACGGCCGCAAAGGCAGCGUUAAAGUGGGCGACUCGGUCUACCGGGCCGACUACGCCACGCAGCCGACCGUGGAGGAUACCACCGCCACCAGGCGCUUCCCGCGUGAUCACAAGAAGAAGUGCGAGAAGACGGCUACGGCGCCGGGCGAAGGGGACUUCAUGUGGUUUGGGAAACAUAAUCGUGACGAAGAGAUCAGCAUGGAAGUGCUGGGCUUCGCCAACCUUAAAACAUCCAUCAGGCCGUAGGAUUCCCACUUAAAGUAGCUUAAUAAUAAAUAAAAGACCUAAUGCAAAAUACUCCCUUUAUAUUGUCUGCAGUUUUGUGCAAAAACAAACUAUU